This is a messenger RNA of Schizosaccharomyces japonicus yFS275, 5532 nucleotides long. Its product is annotated as sulfite reductase Sir1. The transcript has a single exon. Lineage: Eukaryota; Fungi; Ascomycota; Schizosaccharomycetes; Schizosaccharomycetales; Schizosaccharomycetaceae. The record is from RefSeq and is a predicted model, not a curated record. Gene Ontology annotation, molecular function: oxidoreductase activity; heme binding; iron-sulfur cluster binding. Gene Ontology annotation, biological process: sulfate assimilation. The coding region runs from base 678 to 5063 and encodes 1461 amino acids.
GGGACGGCAGAGUACACGACAACACACCUGAAGGUUGGCUAAUACAUUCCGUGUUAGUGGUUGACGAUGGAUCGGGCACGCGAAAUUCACCACCAUGCAUUCGUCUAACGUGUGUAAUUAGCAACCACAAUUGCGACUUCAUCACGCAAUCACUGGCUACCUUGAUUAAUAAAAGCACUACCGUUGGUCCACAGACGACAGCCAAGUGCUUUCUUUCCUUAUCCAUUUUCCGCAUAGUCGCGAGGCAAUCGAGACGUAAAGUGCAAAGAAAAAAAAAGAAUCGCCAAUUGAAAUACAAUUUGCGGGAUCUAUCCAAGUUGUUGACAAAACACCGCGCUUUUCACAUCAGCGACUACCAUUAGUCUCCAUUAAAACAGGAACAUUUCUGCAGUCGGUAACCAUAUUAAAGAAAAACGAGUUACGGUUGUGGUUUUUUCUUCCAUUAUUUUCAGCAAUUUGUUAAAAGUAAACUUGUGCUGAUCUGUCUUUCCCUGGUUCAUUAACUUUGGAGGAGUCUGAUCCUAAGAAACCAUUUCUCCCGGCUGAUCUUGUCUGUGCUUUGCAUUCUUUUUCAAUCGACUGAAACAAUAUCCAAUAACCGCCUUUGGGCCAUUUCAUACGUUUCCUAUUUUCGUUUUCUCUGUUUUUUGUUACAAGAAAAGGCCCGAUAAGCAAAAAUGGGUAUUACUACAAAACUUACUAGUGCUCAAGAAGCUGUGGCUCGCAUCGCCUAUCGUUCGGCCGAUUUUCUGUAUGUUAUUGAGUCUACAAAGACUGCGUUGACUGCCGACAGUUUAAAGGCAGUUCGGAAUCUUCAGGAAAAUGAAACUUUAAAUGCUUCUGGCUAUCGCCCUAUCGUGCAAAACCUUAAAGCGCAUGCUGACCCUUUCAUUUAUGUCGCUGACGCUUCUUCCCAUCCCAUCACAGCUGAAAGACCCCAUCUCGACGCUGUUGUAGCCGCUUCCGACUCUCUUUUUUUUGCUACCCCUCAUCUCUACACUCUAGCUAAUACUCCUGUUGUCGUCCACAUUGCCCUUGGUUCUACUGAAACUUUUGAUUUUGCCGCAGUCCGUGACACGGGUUUUCUUAUCCUGUUCUCUGGCAACAAUGCAGCUGAUGCUAGUGCUUCUAUUGCAGACACUAUUCGGACGGCGGCCCAGGCACACAAGCUUGCUUUGAAAUUGAAUACCGGUGUUUUGCAUUUCUACACUCCUGUAUCUAAGGGUGCCUAUGCUCUCGAGGAUGUUGCACUGCUUCCAACAAAGGACGAAAUGGAUUGGGCUCGUGAUGCUUUUGGUGAAUCCUUCAAGAUUCGUGGCUCGACUCCUAUUCAAACAACUUCGCAACGUUCCGCUAAAAUCCAAUCGGCCGUUGCAGCUAUUAAAGAGCUUGGUAUCUCACCAUUUGAUUUUAACGGCCCCGCCGAUGCUUCCACUGUGCUUCUUUCGUUUGGCAGCUCUGCAGGCUUGUUGAAUUCCGCUGCAACUGAUAGCAAGUUGGCUACUCUUUCUGUUCGUGUCUUGCGUCCUUGGCUUUUUGAUGAACUUAUUCAAGUUUUGCCCGAGUCAGUUAAACGCCUUGUUGUUUUGGAGCAAGUUUCUGCUCUUCCAAAGAAGUGGGAACAGCUGUAUUUGGACGUACUUGUUGAACUUAAGAGCAGAAACUCUGCUAUUGAACUUUUGUCUGCUCAAUAUGCUCUCAGUGCGGAGACAGAUGCCGUAAAAUUGAUUGCUUCUUUGCUUCAAGAGUUGAAGAAACCAAUCCCCUCUGCCUCCGAUCUUCGUUUUGUUUAUGGCUCCGUCAAGGAAGAGUCGCUGGUUCCGACUCCUCCUCUUAUAGAGGAGACCUAUCACAAAUUGUUGCAACGCGUUUUCAAAGCUCGUUUGCGUGUUGCCAACGAUUCGAGUCUUGCAUCUGCUAAAUCUAUUCCAGCACAAUUGGUAAUCUCUCCUCAAUUUGCGUUGGGUUCUGUGCUUGAAUACGAGAAGAAUCGUGAACACUUUUGUUCGCGAAUUGGUAAACUUUUGAAGGGAGGUGCUAUUACGAACAAUGAGACUCUUGAGGCUCUCUCUAAUUGGCUAGUUUCUGUUAACAACGAGGAUUCUACACUCGAUCCUACAUUGGUUAUUGAAGCUUUAAAGAAGGAUUCCGCACCUUCAGUACAAGAAUUGCUCUCUGAAUCUCACUAUUUUGUGAAGAAAUCUCACUGGAUUAUUGGAUCGGAUGCAUGGGCGUAUGAUCUUGGUAACUCUGCCGUUCACCAAGCCCUUUGUGAUGAGGCCAAUGUAAACUUAUUGGUGAUUGAUACGCAGCCUUACAGCACUCGUAAUGAUGUUCUUCAACGUAAAAAGGACAUAGGUUUGUACGCUAUGAACUUUGGAAACGCUUAUGUGGCCUCAGUCGCCAUAUACAGUUCCUACACUCAAGUGUUGGCAGCGCUGUUGGAGGCUGAUAAAUUCAAAGGACCAUCGGUUGUGCUUGGUUACCUCCCUUACUUUACUUCAGAGGAUGAUGCUAUAACUGUUAUGAAGGAGACAAAGUGUGCUGUUGACGCUGGCUAUUGGCCUCUGUAUCGUUGGACACCUGCAUUGAAGGAUGGUGAAUAUUCUGAUUUCCAGCUUGACUCCGAACGCGUUCGUGAUGAAUUAAAGAAGUUCUUGGAUCGUGAUAAUUAUCUUACUCAACUUACGCUCCGUGAGCCAAGACUUGCAAAGACACUUACUGAGUCAUUUGGUGCGAAGGUUCGUGAACAACAAAAGCUUGAUGCGCGUGCGGCUUUGAAUCGUUUAUUGGAGGGUCUUUCCGGUCCACAAUUGACCAUUUUGUAUGCCUCUGAUGGAGGUGUGUCUGAAGGUGUUGCUAAGCGCUUAAAUGGUCGUGCCACUGCCCGUGGAUCGAAGAGUAAGGUAAUGGCCAUGGACGAUUUUCCUCUUUCUGAACUUGAAAAGGAGGAGAAUGUUGUGUUCUUGGUCAGUACCGCCGGUCAAGGUGAAUUCCCUCAAAAUGGUCGGGAAUUUUGGAAGGAACUUAAGGGCAAUGUUGAUUUGUCUUUAAGCAAGCUUAACUUUGCCGUCUUUGGUUUCGGCGACUAUGAUUACUGGCCUCGUAAGGAGGAUAAGAUUUACUACAAUCGUCCUUCUAAGCAACUGGAUGCUCGCUUGGCUGAAUUGGGUGCGCAUCCUUUGAUCUCACUGGGUUUGGGUAACGAUCAAGAUCCUGAUGGUUGGGCAACUGCUUACAACGUUUGGGAGCCUGAAUUAUGGGCCAGCUUGGGUCUCGACAACGUUGAUGUCGACAUUAAUGAGCCAGCACCUGUUACUGCUGAAGACAUCAAGAGAACCUCUAAUUAUCUUCGUGGUACUAUUAUGGAAGGUCUUGCCGAUACGACUACUGGCGCUGUUUCAGAGAGUGACAGUGUGUUGGUGAAGUUCCAUGGUAUGUAUAUGCAAGAUGACCGUGAUAUCCGUGAUGAGCGUAAAAAGCAGGGUUUGGAGCCUGCUUACACUUUCAUGCUUCGUCUGCGUAUGCCUGGUGGAGUUUGCUCUGCUGAACAGUAUAUUGCACUUGAUGAUAUUUCUACAAAAUGGGGAAACAAAACUCUGAAAAUUACUACCCGGCAAACGUUCCAGAGUCAUGGUGUUCUUAAGGGUAAUUUGAGAAGCUCUAUUCGCGCGAUUGUCAAAGUUAUGUUGACUACAUUAGGCGCCUCAGGCGAUGUUUGCCGUAAUGUUACUGCCGCCUGUAUUCCUACGAACACCAAACUCCAUAAGCAGAUUUAUGAUGUUGCAAAGGAGGCUAGUGAGGGUUUAUUACCAUCCACAUCCGCCUAUCACGAAAUUUGGAUUGAGGAUCCUGAAACUGUUGAAAAGCGCAAGGUUGCUGGUGAGGCUGUUCAAGAUGUUGAACCCCUUUAUGGACCUACGUACCUUCCUAGAAAGUUUAAGGUUGGUAUUGCUGUUCCCCCUCACAACGACAUCGACGUCUAUAUUAACGAUGUCGGUCUUGUUGCUAUUACUUCAGAGGACGGAGAUAUUCUUGAAGGAUUUAACGUUUAUAUUGGCGGUGGUUUAGGUACGACUCAUAACAACAAGAAGACCUAUCCUCGUUUAGGUGAUCUUGCUGGUUAUGUCCCCGUUGCCAAGACUUUGGACAUUCUCAAAGCAAUCCUUAUUGUUCAACGUGAUAAUGGUGAUCGCGAAAACCGUAAGCAUGCUCGAAUCAAAUACACUGUUGAUACCAUGACUUUCGAGAAAUUUGUCGCAGAGACCGAAAGAAAUGCCGGUUUCAAGUUUGAACCGGCUCGUCCUCAGCAGCCUUUCGUUGAUAAUACUGAUGAUUUCGGUGGUUGGGCUAAAACGGAUCUGGGUACUUACUCGCGCACUAUCUUCAUUGAAAAUGGCCGCAUUGAGGAUACCGCUCAACUUCAGUUCAAAACUGGCAUGCGUGAACUAGCUGAGAAAUUGUUAGACACCGGUUCAAAGGCUGAGUUCCGCAUGACUGCUAAUCAGCACAUGAUCUUGCAUAACGUUAGUGAGUCCGAGCUUCCUUGGGUAAAUGCGCAUCUUGCUAAGUAUAAACUCGAUAAUACUGCGUUCACGGGUCUUCGUUUAUCGUCCGCUGCUUGUGUUGCUCUUCCUACAUGUGGUUACGCAAUGGCUGAGAGUGAACGUUAUUUGCCCAAGCUGAUUACGAAGGUCGAGGAUAUCAUUAAUGAGGCAGGACUUACCAAAGACAGCAUUACGAUGCGUAUGACUGGCUGCGGUAAUGGUUGUUCAAGACCUUGGGUUGCUGAAAUUGCUUGUGUUGGUAAAGCUCCUAACACUUACAAUCUUCUUCUUGGCGGUGGACACUCCGGUGAGCGUCUUAACAAGUUGUAUAAGGCUUCGGUCCAAGAGAAAGAAAUAUUGGAUCUUUUGCGACCGAUUAUUAAACGUUAUGCCCUUGAAAGGCAAGACAAUGAGCCUUUUGGUGAUUUUGUUAUUCGUACGGGUUACGUUACUGCCACUGAACGUAAUGGUGCUAACGGUGCCGUGCAUGAAGGAAUUUCUGCUGAUGCUGCUUAGAGUCUAACGUAUUACCUUCGAAUUUAGACUAAAAAAUUGGAGAGGAUUUGGGUAAAAUAAUGAACUUUUUUACGGUGUUUUUAUACUGAAUGGAUAAACGCAAUUGUUAAUUUUGAAGUCUUUUAGUUGCUUGUCCUCAAUUUAUUUUUUGAAUGAGUCCGCGGUAUAAUUAUACCGUUUCCGUCGGACACGCAAGAUAUGUAUUUGCCUGAUUAUAGAUAGCAGGAACGAUUUUAGUCUUGUUUUGCUUGCUGAAGCGUAAGUAUUAAAGUCAAAUUUCAACCGCGUUUGACGUAUAUCGUAAUUGUAUCAACCCGUUUUAAUCAUCUAUAAAUGUGUCAUGCACGAUUGAAAUUUUGUGUAACAUCGACUAUGGAUCUAGUACUGGCAAAAUUGUGGAUCAAAAUGGGCUUACGUUUCGUAGUUGUGUUAGUUAAUAAAUGUCUUAUACUUGCUUUUUAUUGGAGCC